Molecule: messenger RNA, 4731 nt
Organism: Uloborus diversus
Lineage: Eukaryota; Metazoa; Arthropoda; Arachnida; Araneae; Uloboridae
Product: choline-phosphate cytidylyltransferase A-like
Exons: 9
Coding region: 431-1561 (376 amino acids)
Biological process (GO): CDP-choline pathway
Molecular function (GO): choline-phosphate cytidylyltransferase activity; phosphatidylcholine binding
Source: RefSeq, a predicted model, not a curated record
CAUAAGGUGAGAUUCACGGUGUUAGAAAUGACGUGUAAUGUGUUAAAAAAAUAAAUUCAGUGGAAGUACUUUAAAUUGUGCUUUUGUCGGUACAUUUUUGUUAUUUAUUAUUACUCCGCAUGGUGAAUCAAACUUCACGAUGUAACUUGCUGUUGAAAUAAGGUGUCCUUGGAACAGAAAUUAAUCUAUUUCGAGAAAAAAACAUUAAUUUCUAAACGUGCACUUCCGGCUGUAUUGAAAUUGUGCCUCGCAUGCGAAACACCAUUGAACUGAGGAUUUUGAGAUAAGAUUUUCUUGUGAUAGCCUACACAGAUGACCUCAAGUGUAUCGUCCUUUUCCUAGCUGUUCUUAAGGAUUCAAGUCUUCUCAUUCAUUUCAAAUUUAAAAAGUUUUGAAAAUAGGUUGUAUUUAUACAUUCAUACUUGAAAAAAUGGAUGUGGAAUCAAGUUUUGCUACCUCAGACACUCCAGUGCAAACUAAUGGAAUUGGUAAACACUCCAAGAGUCGAAAGAGGACUCGCGCUGAAGCCUCACUAGGAAACUAUAGAGCAAGUUGCUCUUCAGUAGAACCAAAGUUUAUUCAUCCUAAUAGGCCAAGUGCAGCGGCGCUGUAUCGGCCUGCUCCUUACAGUGAUGAACCAGAAGCAAUUGAAGAAAGGGCUAGAUGUGAUUAUUCUAUCAAAAUUACCAAAGAAAUGGCAGAAAGUGGAAAUGCUCCUAGACCUGUACGAGUUUAUGCUGAUGGAAUUUAUGAUCUGUUUCAUCAAGGGCAUGCAAGACAACUCAUGCAAGCGAAGAAUGCUUUUCCUCUUGUUUAUCUCAUUGUAGGAGUUAAUAGUGAUUAUUUGACUCAUCAGAAUAAAGGAAAGACUGUCAUGACAGAUGAUGAGCGCUAUGAAGGGGUGCGUCAUUGUCGUUAUGUGGACGAAGUUGUGAGAGAUGCUCCAUGGAUACUAGAUGAUGACUUUUUAGAAGCAAAUAAAAUAGAUUAUGUGGCCCAUGAUGAUCUACCUUAUGCGAUGGGAGCAUCAUCAGAUGAUGUUUAUAAAGAUAUCAAAGCUAAAGGAAUGUUUGUAGCUACAGAGAGGACAGAAGGUGUAUCUACUUCAGAUCUCGUUGCAAGAAUAGUGAAAGAUUAUGACAUGUACGUGAGACGUAACUUAGAUAGAGGUUACAGUGCUAAAGAGAUGAACGUUUCCUUUUUAAACGAAAAGAAAUUUCUACUACAAAACAAGAUGGAUAAAAUUAAAGGAAAAUUGGAAGGAAAAAGGCAUGAGAUUAUUCACAAGUGGGAAGAAAAAUCCAGAGAAUUCAUAAACAAUUUCUUAGAUUUAUUUGGAAAAGAUGGCAGAAUAAAUACAUUUUGGAAAGAAAGCAAAGGCAGGCUGAGACAAGCACUUUCUCCGGCAAGCACACCUCCAGGAAGCCCAGUUCGCAGGAGAGCUCGCUCUGCAUCACCCCCUGCAAAAUCUCGACGGAUGGAGACCAUGUCCAAUCGUGGAACGUCUUCAGAGGAGUCUUCGGAUGAUGAAUUUGAUUGGCUGAGGGGAAAGCAUCAAUAGUUGACUGAAUAUUGCUUUUUGUGCUAAUAUUUUGCCCAUUUUGUGUUCAUAAUGGUUGUUUCCUUUCCUUGUUAUAGUUUCAUUUUUUGGUUUUACCUGUUCAGAUACAUGGCUCCCACAGUCCCUAAAAAGUAUUUGGAUUUUACCUUAAUUUAAAAUAGUACUUAAAGACUUUGCCUUCAUCAAGAUACAAGGAACACUCAACACUUCAUUUUAGUUGGAGCUUGAAAUAACUGACAGCAAUUGAUUAAGAAAUAUUCACUCAGUUGUGACUAUUUCUUAAUCCAUUGAAAUAUUACCUUUUUUUUUUUUUUUUUUUUUUUUUUUGGCCCCAAUUCAUAUUUGAAAAUUUUUAACCAUUCAUUCUGAAAAGAAGUGGGAAAAAGUGUAUUUUGAUGGGAAACUCUUGCAUCUCUUUUUGUGUUGUCUAUUCUGAGUACUUGAACUUAAAAGAAGAAACAACAAAAUAAUUAAUUUGGUCAUUGGAAAUUGUUUUGGAUAAAGCGUGGGAACCAUGUAUAUUUGUGAGGCUACAAUUACCAGUCUUGGUAUGUUAAAACAUCGAAUAAUUCUGUUUACUUUAACAUGGUAUAUUAGGGUGGCUACAAGUAAUUAGUUGAAUGAAACAUAUAGUUAGUUUAAAACUAUUGAAAUUUAAUCCAUUGUUUAUAUAAACAGACAAGAACUGCUAUUCUAUUUGUUGAAGGCUUUUACUUUUUUUUAUUAAUAGUGAUAAUUUGUGCAACAUCUGUCAUUUAUACAUGGAUCGCACAAUUCCAUUUAGCACUUAGAAGUAAUCAUUAAAAUUUAUUGAAAAAAAGAUCUGUAGUAUAUGAAUUUCAUUAAUAAUAACAUUUAAAUUUUAUCAUUCUUUUUGAAAUCUUCAAAAUGAAUUUUAAACCAAAAUAUUUAAUCUUCCAUUGUUUUUCCUAAGAAACUUUGUACUAAAAAUUCUGUAGACACCCUAUGUACAAAUUCCUCUGUAUAUAGUGAAUUGUUGUAAAUAUUUAUAACAAAGUAUUUUGGAGAAAAGUUUUAUGUGGUUUGGAAUUGAAAAAUUUGGCUUGCAUUAUUAAACUGUCUGAAAAGCAACCAUUUUGAUAAAUGGAUGUUCAAUUUUUUUCUAUUAAUCUUUUCAUGGCUGCAGGCACUUAAACUCCAAAGUGCUGUUAGCAUAUAUUUCUACUAAAAUAUAAAUGUUAAUACAAAUUGUUGCUAUAUAGUAUUGUAAAACAAAAUCCUAUGUUAAUAUAGCUAUUGUACCAAGGAGGGGAUCUUUCAAUGUGCUAUGUUUACAAUUAACAUGCUAGUAAAAAGGGAAUACUUCAUAUUGCAUCAGUUUUACUAGUGAUGUAAGGAAAAGUUUCAUUAGAUAUCAGCCAAUGACAAAUUUAUCAAUUUUUAAAUACUAUGUUUAUCUUUCUUUGUGCAAUUUUAACAAUUUUUUAAUGAGAUUUGAUUUUACCUAGAUAUCUUAACAUAACUUAGUUAAUUCCAAAUUCUUUUGUUCUCAUAUUCAUUCCUUGUUUUAAAAGUAGUUCCAAUUUGUUUUACUUUCCACAGCAUGCAUCAUGUACAAUUAACUUAAAAACUUAUUUAAUGUCAAGAGUGAGGAUGUUUUCCUAAAUAAAGACUCAAGACUCUGCAAUUUGUAUAAUGAGCUCUAGUAUUAAUUUUAAAUUUUUGUGCACCAUGUCAAAGUGUUAGGGUUUGUUUUGGAAAUCCUACUCAGAAUGGUUAUUUUUAUGCAAACAUGAAUAAAUUUUAACAAAUUGAUUGUUUGAAAUUUAAUCAUUCAUUUUACUUUUAAGCUUGAAAAAUGCAUUCAAGCAUACAUUAGGGAGGCAUUGGAGCGUUUUAAGUGGGUGUUUUACCUCAUCUCUUAAUGCCAAAUAUUAGUAUAUCUAAUUGUUGUACACUAAAGAGCCAAAAUAUUAUGACCACCCUCACAUUUUUUAAUUAACUCAUGUGGAAAGCACAUGAUUAACUGGGAAUGCUAUUUAACUGAUGCUAGAGAAGGUUAGAAAUCAUCCUUGCACUUACUUUAGCAAGUGAUUGGAAAGGCAGCUCAAAGAUUUAUAUAGGAUGAGCAUCAAAGAGACUGCAUGACUGUUAGGUUGUUCAUGAUUUGUUGUUGCAAGUAUUUAUGAAAAGUAGAAAAAAAGCCGAAACCAACAAUAGACACCAAGGUGCAAACGUCCACAUGGUCAUCAAAGAAAACAGACGUUAAAGAUUCCCACUUGGUAAAGCAAAAUCAAUGCAAGAAAGUACAUUAGACAGUCUACAAUGCAGGACCAAGUACACGUUUUGAAACACACAGUUCUGUACCUCAGAGCCUGACUGGCCAAACUGAUGCAAGUCCAAAAAUUGCAAUUUAACGUUUAUAAGUGCAUUGUAUGUAGAAGCCUACUCUGCAUUGAGCCUGUAAAGAUAAUUCUUUUUUAAAAAUCCUUUUCAAUUUUUUAGCAGUGUUUAAAGAGCAUGAAUCCCCUCUUUUAUUUGGGCCAGAAAAACAGGUUUUUCCUAUCUCCUGUAAAUUACCAUAAUGUCCUUUUGGCUCUGAGGUACAGGGUUUAGCUGAGCCAGCACAACACAUUUUCAGUAGGUGGUCAUAACUGUCGAAUGUGUAAUAAGCAUUUUUCUUUAGCAACCUCGGGGAAUUGCUUUUAAAUUCUUAUCUGUGCAGCUAAAUCCCUAUUUACUUUAUACAGCUACCAAUUUUUAAAUUUUUUUAUUUUGUGCGCUUAGAUGCUUUAUGAGAAAAAAAGUGCAGAGAAAAAUUUAUUGUACAUUCAAUGAAAACUCAUGUGUUUCAAUAUAUUACAAGGCUUAUUAAAAAAUAGUAGUUAUGUAAUAAUAGGACUUUGUUCAAUAUUUUGCUAGUCAAGAAGUGAUCCCUAGUCAACCUAAAUAUUUUGUCCAACUACUGCAAUUUCAAUCAUGCUUUUUGCAAUGAGAACAUGUAAAUUGUAUUAAAAGUUAAUUCAAAAUGUGUUAUUUAUUUUCAAAGAUUUUUUUUAUUUUACUAUUUAUGUAAUAUAUAUAGCAGAUUUUUAUUAGUAUUUAUUUAUUUAUUUGUCUUGCAUAAAGAACUUUUGAUAAAAAUAUGAUUUGAAAUUGCACUCAAUAGUAGAAUUUACGAAUUCUCAAUAAAUAUUUAUUCUGGGCUA